This is a messenger RNA of Acytostelium subglobosum LB1, 2190 nucleotides long. RefSeq lists its product as hypothetical. The record is from RefSeq and is a predicted model, not a curated record. Gene Ontology annotation, cellular component: mitochondrion. The coding region runs from base 1 to 2190 and encodes 729 amino acids. The transcript has 5 exons. Gene Ontology annotation, molecular function: zinc ion binding; single-stranded DNA binding; 5'-3' DNA helicase activity. Gene Ontology annotation, biological process: mitochondrial DNA replication. NCBI's taxonomy places the organism in Eukaryota, Evosea, Eumycetozoa, Acytosteliales, Acytosteliaceae.
AUGUUAAGAUACUCAUAUCGCAGACUGUACACUGCAGUGUAUCACCAACAACAUCCAAUACUCAAUAAUGCACGAUUACACACCACAACUUCGACGACCACAACUACAACACCACCCAAGAGGUCACCAACUCUAAAGGUUAUCUCAAAACCAUCAUCACCAUCACCAUCAUCAUCCUCCACGACUACUCAGCAGUCCAACAACAACAAUGUAAAGCCAACAGACAGUCCAACAAUAUCAUGGCCACCAAAGAUUGACAAGCCAAGUAGUAGUGUGUCUAGGUCAUCUCCAAAGACAACAACAACAACAACUGGCAACAACAACAACAAUGACAAGACAUUCGUAUCUUCAUAUUACAAGGUCAAUGAAGAGAAUGUACUUAGCUAUCUCGACAGGAAGAAGUUACUCUAUAGAAUCAGUGGACAUGAGAUCGUUGUCAAAGAGUGUCCAAUGUGUCCAGACACAAAGGGUAAGCUGGACAACCUGUGGAAGCUAUAUAUAUCAAGAGAGACCAGCACAUUCUUUUGUCAUCGAUGUUCAAACAAGGGAUCAUGGUUCGAUUUCAAGGCCAACCUCGGUGAUCUAUCCCUCAAGCAGAUAUCAUCAACCACUGGUGAUGAAGUGGACGCACAUGAUGUUACCACUACCAUUGCUGAUAUUAAAAGGAUGGCUACAUAUGCUGCAGAGUUGGACAAACAUCCUGAUGUCAUCACCAAGUUAACUGGAAAGGGUACAGGCGAGAGAGGAUUGACAUUGGAAGUUUGCAAGAAGUAUCAGGUUGGUGUCACUAAUCAAUCAUUCUUUGUGGAGGAUGGUUGGCAAGAUCAAAAGUGUAUCACAUUUCCAUGGACAAGCUUGGACAAGAAGGGCAAUGUAAUCACACAUCGAUGCAAGUUGAGAGCGGUCAACAUGAAGGCUCUCCAGAGAAUAGAACCAAAGGGUGGAAAGUGGGGAUUCUUUGGAUGGCACACAAUACCCGCCGAUGCCAAAGAGAUUGUACUGACAGAGGGUGAAUACGAUGCCAUGGCCGUACAUCAAGCCACAGGCAUGCCAACAAUAUCACUCCCGAAUGGUGCCAACUCUCUACCCAUUGCACUGUUGCCAUUGUUGGAGCGCUUUGAGAAGAUAUAUCUUUGGAUGGACGACGAUGUCAUUGGACAGGAAGGCGCACAAAAGUUCGCCGAGAAGCUUGGCAUCCAGAGAACGUUCAUCAUCAAAACAAAGCAGGGUCAGGAUGAUGGUCCUAAAGAUGCAAACGAUGCACUGCUACAAGGAAAGAACCUCUCUGCGAUACUGUCCACCGCCGCCAAUGUUCCACAUGAUCAGAUAUGCGACUUCUCAUUGGUGAGAACAUCGAUAUACAAUGAGCUGACCAAUCCAGCAUCGGUCAAUGGUGUAAAGAGCAAGUGGUUCCCAACCUUUAACAAGUUGCUCAAAGGUCAUCGUAAGGGUGAGCUCACCAUCUUCUCGGGACCAACUGGUAUUGGAAAGACAACACUACUCUCUCAACUGUCUUUGGAUUUCUCCACUCAAGGUACACGCACUCUAUGGGGUAGCUUCGAGAUCAAGGUUGCAAGACUGGCCAAGAAGAUGAUGGGGCAAUACACUGGUGUCAAUCUGGAGGACAAAGUAGAGGAGUACAAUAGGAUGGCCGAUGAAUUCGAGACACUGCCAAUGUACUUCCUACGUUUCUAUGGUUCGACACACAUUGACAAGGUACUCGAUGCCAUGGAGUACGCCGUAUAUGUACAUGAUGUGGAGCACAUUGUACUGGAUAACCUCCAGUUCAUGCUCAGUGGUCAGAGCAAGGGAGUGGAGAGAUUCGAGAACAUGGAUGAGUCGAUCGAGAAACUCAGACACUUUGCCACACAAAAGAAUGUACACAUCACUGUUGUCAUCCAUCCAAGGAAGCAGGACAUUGGCAUACCCUUAAAUAUCAAUGAUAUAUUUGGUACUGCCAAAGCAACUCAAGAAGCGGACAAUGUAAUCAUAAUGCAGAAUGGAAAGAACUUUAGAUAUAUUGACAUCAAGAAGAAUAGGUUCUCUGGUCAUUGUGGAAUCAUACCACUUUCCUUUGAUCCAGACACAUGUAGAUUCAGCGAGUUGGAUACAACUGUUGUUCCAAAAGUCAAUACUACCACGCAACAACAACAAGACGCACCGGUGAGCACAGAACAUAGUGUUCAAUGA